This is a messenger RNA of Impatiens glandulifera, 793 nucleotides long. RefSeq names its product protein LURP-one-related 5-like. The coding region runs from base 28 to 765 and encodes 245 amino acids. The record is from RefSeq and is a predicted model, not a curated record. The transcript has a single exon. NCBI's taxonomy places the organism in Eukaryota, Viridiplantae, Streptophyta, Magnoliopsida, Ericales, Balsaminaceae.
AAACCCUGAGAAAAGAUUAAUACUACAAUGACAAGCUGUCUUGUUCUUGAAAAAGGCUUCAUUUACGAACAAGAAACCCAUCUUACCGUCUUCAAAACCUCCUUAUUCUUCGCCGGCGACGGCUUCACCGUCUACGAUUGCAAAGGAAAUCUCAUUUUCCGAGUCGAUUCUUACGGCCCAGAUUCCCGCGAUAAGGAUCAAAUUGUUCUCAUGGAUGCCUCCGGCACCUGUCUCCUCACCGUCCGUAGAAAGGUACAAUCUUUUCAAAUAAUCCUCCUAUUUCCAACCAAAUUUAUAUUUGUUGUGUUCUUAAAACAGAGACCAAGUUUGCAUCAACGAUGGGAAGGAUACAAAGGAGAAGGAAAGAUUAAGAAAAAGAAGCCUAUAUUCAGUGUUAGAAGAUCAUCGAUCAUAGGUCGGUCGUCCGGCGUGACGGUUGAAGUGUACGGAGACGAGGAUGGCGAUAGUACUUCUCCGGCGGCGGAGGAGUAUCAGAUUGAUGGGUCGUUCAGGCAACGGUAUUGUACGAUUAUGAAUUCGGAGAAGGAGAUGGUGGCGGAGAUUCGACGUAAAGUGGAUUCGUCAACGAAAGUCUUGCUUGGGAAAGACGUUUUUUCUCUUUGUUUAAGACCUGGAUUUGAUGCGGCGUUUGCGAUGGGAAUGGUGCUGGUUCUUGAUCAGAUCUAUGGAGAUUAUGAUGAUGAUGAUCUUGAUGAUGCAGAAGCUAGUGCUAAGGUGGAACCCAUGUGUGAUCAGGAUGAUUAGUGUAUGAUUUCGAAAUAAUUAUUAUAAU